AUUACUGUAUUUUGCUUUGCAUCGCGUUGAGGCGUAACUCCCGCAGUAACCGCAAUAAAAAGAUGGAAGCCUUGCUCCGGGCCCCGCUCCCUCAGUCGCCUGUUUCAGUGAGAUGGCCAUGCUGAGUGUAAAACCGGGGCAGAGGUUCACUGUGCCGGACUGGCACACCAACACUAAGCUCAUCUCAGCUGAUGCUGAAAGCCAGCGUUCUGCUUCCCACCGAGUCCGGCAGGAAACCCGAGCUCUCCGCAACGAAACCAACAACCAGGCAAAAUGGGAUGAACAUGACAACCAAACUCGCCUGACUGAACGUAUCAGCAGUGUGAACAGAUGGAAAGAGACCCUGGACAAAUGCCUUGCAGACAUAGAUGAGGAAAUCGAUGCCUUAGCCAAAGUGAAGGAAGCAGCAGAACGUGCCCUCCAGGCAAAGAACUUGUCUUUGGACAUUGCCAUUGAGUGCCUGACACUCCGCGAGAGCCGUCGUGCCAUCGACGUGGUGAGGGACCCCGUGGAGGAUGAGCUGCACAAGGAGGUGAGGGUGAUAGACAAGGCCAAGAGAGAACUGCAGCAGAGAGUGAAUGAAGCCUUCGAGCAGCUCUGCCUCCUACAGGAAGCUCGCCAGCAGCUGAGCUUUGACCACCGGGGCAAGAUGGAAGCAUUGGAAAUAGAUCGCGUGUGCUUAUCCCUCAGUGUGAACUCUCCCAAUAUCUCCUUCAAGGUCAACCCAACACGUGUCCCAAACGGAUCAACUGCAGUUGAUGAGUGGGAACAGAAUAGCCAGUACAACAAGGAUCAUGCUGAGGCGGAAAUGAAAGCCUCGACUAAGCUCCGAGAAGUGAUCGUGCUUGCCAUUGCCCAGACCAACAACGAGCUGGAGGCUCAGCGUGUAGCUACAGAGUUUGCCUUGCGCAAGAGGAUUAGAGACAUGGAAAGAGCCUAUGAUGAGCUGAAAUGGCAGGAGCGAAACACCUUGGAAGAAAUCUCUGAGAUGGAAGAGGACAUCCGACGGUUGGAGGAAGAUCUCCGAAGGAAAAUGCAGGAUCUGAAAGUAGCACACACCCGCUUGGAGACCCGCAUGUAUCGGCCCAAUGUGGAGCUCUGUCGGGAUCAGGUCCAGUACGGGCUAACAGAUGAGGUCCACCAGCUGGAGGGAACGAUCCGUGUGCUCAAGCUCAAGCUAGCAGAGGCGCAGGAUGCCUUGGACGCUCUAUACAGACAACUUUACCGCAUUCAGACAGAUAUUGGCUACAAAGCCAAUUCCCUGGUGCUGGACAACAAGUGUAUGGAUAGCCGGCGAAAACUCGUGGUUCCUGCCGAGAAAUUUGUGCCAGAGGUCGACACUUUCAACCGGACCACAAACCGUGCACCCUCCCCGCUGAAGAACGGGCAGCUGGAGUUGGCUUAGCGUGCUGGGGAGUGUUGUGCAACGAGCCACGCCAAAGAGAGAGCUACCAGUGACUCAGUUCCGUAGUAGGGAAAGCGGACAUCUGUGUCAUGUUAGGAUAAUGUAAUUCUCCUCCCUCUCUCUCUCCUUAGUUUGUUAUAUAACUGUCUGUCCCCUUGCAUGAUGUUUAUAGCCUCUUGCACUCCAAGGAGCAUUAUAAACAAUAAAGAGUCUGUCCCCAAGAGCA
This is a messenger RNA of Cygnus olor (mute swan), 1631 nucleotides long. It is a transcript of the gene TEKT2, whose product is annotated as tektin 2. The transcript is spliced from 10 exons. NCBI's taxonomy places the organism in Eukaryota, Metazoa, Chordata, Aves, Anseriformes, Anatidae. Gene Ontology annotation, biological process: cilium assembly; cilium movement involved in cell motility. Bases 113 to 1405 code for a protein of 430 amino acids. The record is from RefSeq and is a predicted model, not a curated record. Gene Ontology annotation, cellular component: microtubule cytoskeleton; nucleus.